Porites lobata is the source of this 18177-nucleotide messenger RNA. NCBI's taxonomy places the organism in Eukaryota, Metazoa, Cnidaria, Anthozoa, Scleractinia, Poritidae. The record is from the annotation of a GenBank genome assembly.
AAGGAAUGAAAACAGACGAAUGAAAUGUUUUUAUCAAUGCGGUCAGAAAAUGUGAUCAAGUGAGUCUUUAGCGAACGAAACGAUUGCAAUCAGACAAUAUGGAGAGAUUUUCCAACAGAAAACUUUCAGAGGACGAUCUUCUAGGCUGUUGGGAGGUAAGCUAAGAAACGAAUUUUAGCGCUGAUAAAAAAGUAAGACGGAGAAAUGAAACCAGUUCAUUGUCACGGUCCAACAACACAUAAUAACAUUCUUUCCUCUUUGUAGAUUGUAUCUUGUAAGUUAGCAGAAGAAAGAUAUCCGUCUGUGGAAGGGUAAGAGCUUUAUAUAACUCUUUAGAAUAUUAUAGGUUUAUGAUAAAUCCAGCAUGGAGUCGUCUCUCUUUCAUGAUUAUCAUUAGUGAAAUUAUCAGACAAAUAUGCCGAGACAUCAAGAGCUUGUUUACAUAAGUUAUGCAUUUAGCUUAUAUUGGUGAGCAUUUUAUUGUUGAGGAGAGAAAAAUCUGAACCAAGGAUUAGAUUUCCUUGCUAAGCCGGUUUUAUUAUUAUUAUUAUUAUUAUUAUUAUUAUUAUUAUUAUUAUUAUUAUUAUUAUUAUUAUUUCUAUACUAUUAUGAUCAUCAUCAUCAUCAUCAUUAUUCAUUAAUUCACUCAAAAAUUUAAUAUUUCACUGUUUGUGAUUGAAGCUUAAUUAUUAUUUAUAUUACUCGCUAGCACUUACUACAUUCAAAUGGUGUAGACUUCAAUGUUAUAUUACUAGCAACCUCAUUUCCAGGCAAUAACCACUUCGGUUAUACAGCGCUUUAGAGCGCAGCAGCCGAGCUGUUUAUUCUUGGGUGAAUUAAAUAAUUAUGGCUUUUGCUGCUGUCCAAAGGCAAAGCUUAGUUUGAAGAACAAGCAUUCAAAGCAUGGUGGUGACUCUCCCACACUUAAAAGCUUAAACCAAGAUAGCAUUUUAAACCACAAUGAAUGACUUCUUAGCCUGCGAAUGCAGACAGAUUUUAGGUCGUCCCUUCCUCCACCAGAAAAGUUACUUACAGGUCGAGAGAAGAGACAACCGCGAAUAGAUCUGUGUUUGCAGGUUGAUGACUUCUUCUCUUACAAACUGACUUCUACGUGUGUAUUGUUGACAGUAUAAAAUUCCAGCUGGAGGAAGGAGGAGACUUGGUCUGGAUGAUGUCAUCUGCCUUGGAGCAAGAGACUUUGCCUUUUUUCUCAUGUGAAACAUUCAUGGUUUGUAAUAUUUUAUUGUCCAGCUGAUGGGGAUCAAUGACUGCUGUUUUUUAAAUGUUUAUUUGAAUUCUCUGAAAGGAUUUCAAAAUUUUUUGGCAAUUUUUAGUUUGACAGAUUUGAAGAAGAGCUGAUUUGUUAUGGCAGCAGUGUUGAUAGGAUUGGAUUGAAGGUUAGAGAUUAGCAUAAUAUAGUCAAACCUCUUGUAAGCAACCAUCCAAAGUGCGAAGAUUUAGUCGUCACUUAAAGGAGGUUGUCGUUUAUAAGAACUGACAAAGAGGGGGUCUCUUCUGAAGAGAAGUCUGACGUAUAAUUUUUCGCUUAUUAAUUGCAUGCAAUUUCUAAGUUACAUUAUUCAUAUAGUUGCAUGUGACACUGAAAGUUCUUAGUGUUAUACUCUGAGUGGCAUAGUACAUACAGCGAACAGAGACCACAUCACGCAUUAAGUGGUUGCUUACAAUAGGUUAAAAAAAUGGAAAAUAAUAAAACCAUGAGGCCAAAAAGUGGUCACAGUCACUUAUGAGUCGAGGUGGUCAUGAGUUUACGAGAGGUUCUGGAUUAUAAAAGGGAUCUCACGUGACUGGGAAAAUACAUGGUGCUUUGGAUAGGUGCAGGGGUUUCAUUAAGAAUUUAGUAGCAGGAGAAAGGUGUAAUGUUACAGUGGCAUAUUUUGAAAGAGGCUCCAUGUCUGAAUAGAAAUAAUUAUUAAGCCCUAGGCUACCGAACAUUUGGCGGAAAAUUGUGCUUAGCAGGCGAAGAAUUCUCUGAUCUCCGAUGCCUUAUGAACACCCCAGAGGUAGUCGCUUAUGGGAGGUGGUUGCACAUGGAGGUUCAACUGUAUCUAAGUAUAAUACAUAUAAUUUCAUAAACAUGCUUCACAUGCCACUUGAUAUUAUUUACAUAGUUUUAUAUGUAGUGAAUUGAAGUUCCUAAUUUUUUAGCUCUGACAUGAAUGUUGCUUACUUAUCCAGUGUAUUCUAUAAUUUCAAAUCUGCAACAAGUUUUAUUGUUUAAUUAAUUUUUAUCAUUUUUGUAUUUAAUUUCAGUGUACAUUUGAGUCAAAUCAGCUGGUACUCCGUUAUGACAAACAUUUGAAGCUGUGCUGUCAAAAGGCAAGAAGGCUUUCUUUUUAAUAGUUAGGGUAUCAGGGCUCGAAAAACGUCCUGUUCAGUUGUCUGGAACAAGUAGAUUUUUACUUGCUGGGCAAGUAACCUUGAAAAUGUAGUUGCCAAUGGGCAAAGGUCCGGGCACUUCAUCCUCUAAAAAAAUCUUCAACUAAGACAAGCAAGAAAUGGCCCCAGGCUGAAUGUGAGAGCUUCUCACUCUUGCCCAAAGGACAAGCUGAAAUUCAAGUUUUUUUCGCAGAGCCCUGGGUAUAUUUGUACAGUCAGCUUAAUGGAAAUGGCUGCCAUUAGGUGUCCAUCUUAGAAAUGGUUCACUUAUAGAGAGUCAAAGAAAAUGUCUACAGCAUUUCAGGGACCAACUCUAGUGGUCUGUGAUAGGGAGGUACCUGGUGUUCUUAAUAUGUUAAAGAUAUAUAUAGGGUUGUCUGGAAAGAGAGAGUUCAGGCCUUCUGAUGGGGUGUAAAUAUAUUGGGAAAUUUGCAAAAUUCUAAAUAAAUGUGUAGUUACAGAAAAUGUCAAUACUCCCCCAGAGAAGGGGGGCGGUUGGGGGUCUCAAAGGCCCAAAAAUUUAAGUAAAUAUAUGAAGCUUGACUGGAAUUUCCAGAGAGGUGGUGGUGGUGGUGGGGGGGGGGGGGUUGUCUAAGGGAAAAUCCCCUUCUGUGGGGGAGGUAUGGAUAAUUUUUGGAACCAAAUAUUAUUAAUCUUAGCUAACAUUUUUAAGUGAGCUUAAGUAACAAUGAUGGGAUGGCAACGAGAAGUCAGCAAAAGAGCAAUAGGUUUACAUGUAGAUUGGCAGAACAACAACUUUGCAUGUGCAUCACGCUUUUUUGUACAUUUUUUUGCUGUCACAGCAUGACUACCACGUGACGCUGCCUAACUUUGCAUUUUGGGGAGGACGUGGACACAAGACAACGACUUUCCUUUUCUUCUCCUGAACUUCGAUACAGUCCCUUAGAGUUCAACUCUAGAAAAAUUAGCCAACAUUAUGUUGUCAAAUUGAACAAGAUAGAAUAAUAAGCGUGAGAGAUUUUAAAGCAGCACAAAUUCACUUUUCAAGUGACAAUUUCGUAGCCGUCACCGUCGUUGUUGCUUAAGCUGCCUAUUAGCAUUGCUCUGUUAGUCCUUUCUGAGCUGCAAAUGAUAAGCAUACACAUGUGCAGCUCACACAUGAUUUGAAUAUAGACAUUAGAACAGCCUAACUUGCUUGAUGAAUGACUGGAAACUGGAGUAUUAACUUAGGGUAUUUCUCCAAAUGGAUUAUGGUGAGGGUUCUUAGAUGCCUCCCCCUGCCCCACAUAUAUUCCCCCUAACAAAAGAAAAAUGGUUAACAACUAAUUUUGAUUACCGCAUCUCCUUGACUGUUUGUGUUAAGUUAAUUGUAAACUCUUUUAUAGGUGAAUCAAGAACAAUCUGAGAAUCUCUUCUCCCUUCCUUACACUUUGCUUCCUGCUUUGAAUGAAGGAUUUUUCACAGAUAUUACAUUCACAGCUAGUAAUGGUGAAAAGGUAUUUUCCUCUAUUAAAAAUCUGAUGUCUUUUCUCGCUAAUGUUAUACAUAAUGGCACAAGGUAGAUGUCGCACAAACCGAAAUACCAUGCAUCCACUCCAUAAGAAUACAUUUCUUUUGAGCAUAAGAGUGCUGCAAGCCGUUAUGUUCAUAAUAAAACUUGUGCUUUAAUUUGUGUCCCAUCCCAACUUUAAACAAAUGAAAAUCCUCAGAUUACCAGUGACUAGGAAAUGGAACCCACUUUCAUUAUGCUUAAUUCUUCUACUUUUCUCUUUUUGCAUAAAUAUCUAAAUAGUGUAAAUUUUAUUUUUAAUUUUUAAAGAUUGAACUGUUUUGGAACAAAACCACAGGUGUGCAUAAUAGUAUGUGAAUAAACAUGGACUUUAAAUAACUCCUGCAUAUGUUUGUCUCUCUAAGAUACUUCACUAUAUUAUUAUUUGAUGCGACUCUUGUUGGGUACCUCUGUGACUAAGUUUUAAUAUUCCUUUUACCCAAAAACAUUCAAGCUCUUUGUCAUGAAUUAUUGUAAAAUGGCUGACUUUUGUAAGUCUAUAACAAUCAAAAAUUAGAUGAACUUCCAAUCUCAAGCCUAGGUGGUCUUUUAUGCAGCCAUUUUUUUUUUGCGUCGUCAAAUAACUUUCCUCCUUGUGGGGUGGAGCAUUGCAUAACAAAAUCUGGCUGUGUAGAAGACUACAGAUCAGGCACAUUUUCAGUAUUAUUCUGCCAAAAAACAUUACAAGGUGAUUUGAAAAACGAUUGCUCAUUAAAGCUGCUGCCUACUCCCUCACAGAUAAAAAACAACUGGCCCUGAAGUUUAAUUUUUUUUCCUUUUAGUUUCCAGCCCACAAAACUAUCCUUUGCUGCUUUUUCACUGACAUUUACAAAUGGGACAAGAUUCCUGCCUUCCUCACAGAUCUCUCGCCAGAUGUUUUGCGUGGCCUUCUGCACUAUAUCUAUACCUGCUGUCUGCCGAGGGACUUGUCCGAGGACACAGCAAAGAAGCUAAUGAGAAUUUCUCAAUUAAAUAGCAACCAUGUUGGAAGUUUAGGAGAGCUGUGUGUAGAGUUUCUUGAAGCUACAGCUGUUAAAAACAGUGAGUACUUUUACAAGGCUCUUGACGAAUUUUGAGGCCUUAAGGAAUUUUUACACGAAGUUGUACUUUAGAAUUGAGCUCUGUGGACAUGUGCAAAAUUACGAACCCCCGCUCCCACCCCCCAGAAAAGCAAAUUCGGUUAUCACAUGUGAUGAAAAUUUGCAAACAAAUUUUAUACAUAUUUUAACAUACUAGACACAUUGCCAAAGGCUUAGAGGGAAGGUAGCAAGCGUUAAGCAAUGAUUAUUUCAUUAUGAGUUGGGCAACCCAGAAGAGAUAUUAGAAGGGGUACACAGUACAUUUAUGUCAUUUUUUCCAGCAUUUUGCUUCAACCUCGGACAAAACCUGUUGAGACACAUCCAAAAAAUAGCAUUUUUUUUCAUGUCAUCCAGGCAAAAAUGGAAACGUUGUUGAAUGAAUGCCCGUUUUUCCCCUCCCCUUAUCCAACGUUGAUUAGGAUAACACGAGAAAAAUGCUCGUUGGUUUUUAGACCAAAGCAACUUUGAUUAGGGGGUGGAGAGGGGUCUUACUUUUUCUGUUUAGAGGAGAUGGUAGUAUGGCGCAAAGGUUAGAAAAUAGAUGGAACUGUCUUAAGAGUUUUUCCUGAGGUUGUAGGGCCAACCAAAUAGAAGCUGUCCAAUAGAAUUUCAAAGUGUGACGUUGCAUGAUUGUGUUUCUUUGCAGGGAUUAAAAGUUUGAUGAGUGAAAUGUUUGCCAUUCUGGAGCAAGUCUUACAGAUGACAGAAUCUCUCGCUGCAGACCUUCGGCAUAACAACACUCAAGCAUACGCAUUGAUUGCUGGGACAACGAAGUCUGCACUGAAACAACUCGUUGUAGGUAAGCGGGAUUGACAGUGAGAGAGAGGUCGUGAGUUUCGCAUCAUAAAGGCCCUUUCCACGUUUUUUUUUUUUUCAGCGUUUGAUUGUGACCAGCUAGUAAAAAUCAGUCAACACGGCUAAAAUGAACGCCUUAGUAUUAGUAAAGAUGUCAAGUUUGAACGUGAUUUGUAGAAAACUAACGAAUAUAUUAAUACACAAAAUGUAUGUAAAAUUCGAAUGGUAGGGGGCAAGUUGGUGCCUCUUCUCCCCCACUAUACAAGCUUCUGUAAAAUUUCUGGACUUAAUGGAGCAAUAUUUUCGCUCCCUUUUAACGUAUCGACUUUAAACUUGGUAAGUUACCUAAUUUCAAGGCGCUCUUUGUAGCAGUGUCAAUGGAUAUUCGCUAACUGAUCUUUAUCAAAACUGAAAAAAAAAUUGUGGAGGAGUCGAGGAUUGUUGUCGAUGUUCUCGCGUGCUCAUUGGCCGGCGUCGUUAGUCUUUAAGAUUACGCGAACAGUGGAUGCACAACGGAGCGAUAUCUACUGUCUUUGUUUAAGACUUUGCUUAGCAGGAAAGCCUUUCGCCACCGGCUUCUAGUUUCAGGGUUUCAACAUUUAACAUCACUUCUAUGACUUAUAAGAGCGUGUACAAGGAAAAUUUACUGUCAGUUUUUUGAAAAUGGGUUUCAGUAUCUUAAAAAAUAACACGGCAACUUACAAGAGCAGUGGCACAUUUUAGCGAUGAGCGAUGCUUGUGUUAUUUUCUCAGUUCUCUCGGUUUUUUUUUUUCGUUUUUUUAGGAAUUUUAAAGUUUACUUUACUCUGCGACAUUUUUACUAAGCAUAAGUCUGAUUUGUCAAGGGAAGAACGACAGGAAAUUAUUCAGCACAGUAGGAAGAGGUAGGCAAGUGCUUGUAGUUUACAAUUACAGUGCUAAAAAUUGAUUUGACCGUAGACUCAUUUAGCCUCAAAACACUUGUACAGUAAUGUCGGAAAGCGUUUGAAAGUGCCUUAAUUUAGUUUAAAUAGUUACGUUGUAGUAUUUUAUCUAUUGACGCGAAGGCGUAGGAUUAUACUGCGCAAACUCAAAAGUUAAAACCAGAUUGCAGAGUACAAUUAACGGUACCAGAGAAAAUUACCGUCAAUUGGAAUGGUUACUGCUAGUUUACCAGCUGUGUUGAGGCUUUUUUGGGCGUUUUGGCUUUCCUAAUGUGGUAUUAAAGUAUAUGCUUACUGACUCGUAUAUACGUUGUGGUUUUACAGGUUACCGAGUUUUGUGGAACUAGUUGAAACGUUCUUGGUUAUUUUUCAAGCUUCUGUGUCUGGACUCAGUCGUUCUGAUAAGGAGGAAUUGGCUGUGCACAUCAUUCCUGAGGUAAAUUGUUGUUAUUAAUUCUAUAGUUCCGAUUUUGAUGAUGAUUUUGAUGAUGAUGAUGAUGAUGAUUGUAACAUAACCUGAGCCAGGCUCUUGGAUAGUAGGGACUUCGCAAAACACGAGUCCCGCGCUUUUUGCGUGCAAAUUACUGUCUUGGAGCCUGAAAAUGGCUAAUAAACCUUAUACACGAUACCCGCCAUCUUUGCACGCGCUUUAGGAUUGAUGGGAUACAAGUAAUGUCACGUGGUAUCUCAGGGGGAAAGCAAGUGAUGAAAUUUGCUAAUACGAGUAAUCGCAAUCGAGUUUGUUUAUCCUCUCAAAACGAUAAUACAAUUUUGAAUUCGCAAAAUGUACAGUUCAAGUUUCGAGUUUUUACGGUCGCUGCUGCAUUGAGAAAAAAAACAACCAUCACUUCCACCCAUAAUUUGCCAUUGUUGUCUUUAUUAUAGAAAGUUCUUCAUUUCUGUUGUCUAAAAUAAACAAACAAAACCACGAUUUCUUGUAUUGGCAGAUUUUAUCACUUGUUUGCUCCCUGGGAAACCACGUGACAUUGCUUUUAAUCCAUUAUCCCUUAAGCGCGUGCAAAGAUGGCGGGUAUCGUGUGAAUAAGGUCUAUUGUAAAGUUGAUGAAGAUGACUAUAGAGUGUUUUCACAUGACGUCACGGUGGCCAUAUUGGUGUCCCAAAACAAUGAAACGGCGGCCAUGUUGGUGUCCCAAACCAGUCCUGUGGGAGUAGAACUCUUUUUUUAUGCAAACGCUUUCUUUUGUUCCAAUAAAUUUGCAUAGACGCUGGCCACGUGAGUGAAAACACUCUAUAACAACGUUGACGAUGAUGAUCGCAACAAAAUGACAUCAGAAAUGUAAACCUACUUUCAAAGAGAAGCAAUUCACUUUGACUUCCCUAGAAGUUUGUGAAUAACUUAAAUCUUUCACUGUCUUUAGGAUUCCACUUUCAUGUAGAAUAUAUGCAUAUUUUUUUCCCUUUAUUAAAAGAUUGAAAAGAUGUGGCUGACAUCCACAGAGCUGGGAGGUAAUGCCCUCGACGCACUAGAAAAUAUCACAAAGAAAGCAGAUAAGGAUCAUAAGAAGAAAACGCACCUUCCAAAGAUGGCAACGUCUUUAAGUCGAACACUCAGAAAUGUAAGUGAAUUCAGUGUCAUUAAAGAGGAAAGGAAACUUCUUCUCCAGGGCUUCCAGUUUCUGGGGACAAAACCCUUUAUGUGCAGUGAUACUAACUGCGCCAAUAGCCAAAAUAUGGACAUUUUGUUGUCUUCGCGAUAAGCAGCACAAAAUCAAACCAGUUGAAACACUCACUUCAGAAACUCUAGGGAGAAUGGUGCAAGCUUUGGGUGUAGUGAUUUCUGGGAUUUUUUGGGUGGAUACGUGUUAGUUAUGACUGGUCGAUGGUAUUCAAGGCAACCAUUAACCAAUAAUAAGUAUCGCUUGUCCACCCAAAUGAUCCCAAAAACCGUUGCGCCGAAAUUUUGUACCCAUUCCCCCUUACAGUUUCUGGAGCGAGGAACUUUUGUGAUCGUCCACGCACAUGAGGAGCUUACAAAAUGACGACGACGACGUUAUCGAAAACAACGUGAAAACAAAAACAACGACAACAGGUUGGGUCAGUUAGUGACCCUUUUACCACUGUCGUCGUUGUGGUUUCGUUAGCCACCUCUUUCUUCCUUCGCCCAAGAAAACUGUGUGCCUGCAUCGUUGACUACCUUUAAAUAACAAACUGGCAUUUAGCUUCGUUUACGACCUCAUUAUCGAAUUGAUCACGAACAUACAAAACGUUUGGUUUUUAGGCUGUUCACUUAAGAGAAGUGAUGACAUUGAAGAGAUUUCAGCAGAAAGUUUCAUCGACACUUGUGUUUUUGUUACAGAAAAGGUAAAGUUUCAUUUGUGAAAUUGAACAUGUGACUCCUCUAAAGAUGGAUCCGUACAUACGUCUUAAACAUCUUCUUUUUAAUUUAGGGGAGAUUUUGGUGCUUUAUCAGAAGACCAAAAAAUCAGGGCAGUAGUUAAAUCCAUGGACAAAAUAAUGUUAGAGGUAAGCAAGACAUUUUUGCUCGACGCAUUACUGGAGGGAAGCAGUUUUAACCAGCUUCUUGACCCUUUUUUCGUGAAGCUAAACAAAUACGGGGAAAUAUAAUAACAGUGAAUUUAUAUAGCGCUCACAUCCAUUAGCUGCUCGACGCGCUUCACAAAGAUUAGAAUUAUGCUAAAAGACUAACAAACUAAAAACUAAGAAUGAUAAAGAAUGCGCUAAAAACAUCAAAGAAAGAGCUAAAAAAAAUGAUCUUAAAACAUCUCAAACAUCUAAGAAUGAGCUAAAAACAUCUAGCAAUAUGCUAAAAAGCUACUAAAAUGGGAAGUUAAGAAUAUGCUAGGCUAGUUUUUUUUAAAUAUUAUUUGUUUGCAGAUUCCAGAGCAAAUUCGCACUCUUCAAAAAUUUCCAAAAGUAUUUGAGAAAAAGCUCUCUUGGAAAGAAUGGAAACAUUCAUAUAAAGUGUGGACGUCUUUUGUGGUGAGUCUGAAACCCGGAUUUGCGUUAGAUAACUUCUGUUCAACAAUGUUAGAACGUGUGGCAUUCAUAGAGAUAAUUAGCGGGAAAAUUUUGCAUUACUUUGUUUUUCACUACAACUCUUUGUGAUUGGCUGAAAAAAUCUCGCGUCACUUUCUCAACCAACCUACAGAGCCUUGCAUUACGAAAGGUGAUGGCGAAUAGAGUCAUUCUUGAACCAGUAGUGGAAGAAGCUAGCAGCCUUAUACACGAUGCUGAAUUCACUAAUCUCGUCAAAGAAAUUGGUUUCCUGAGAGAAUCCGAGGAUGAAGACAAACCUGAAAAUCCGUCACCACCGAAGGUAAUCUUUUUAGCAUGUACAAAAGUAGUUGUUUUUAACCUCCUCAGGAAUCACCAGUUGUUUUGUAACGGAUUGGAAGUCCCAGGCAUAAGUGGGCAUAUUUACCACUAAAUGUAGAUGAAACAGAAUUAAGAAAAUUAUGUCUCGAACGCAAUUUUAGCAGUUUAUCAUCAAGUCGUGGGCAUUUAGAAACGGUUGCUCUUUCUGGAUUUAGAUACUGUAAACUGGAAAAUUGACUAUCUUUAUUAUCGUAUCCGUCACUAUAGUACACGGCUGCUGAUCACUGACAUACAUGGCACGUGUUACAUAUGAACCUAAUUAGUAAGAGUGUUGUUUUCUGGAGUCGUUAUAUAGCUCACUGGUGUGGACACCAGAUCCAUGUGUGGAAUAACCUGGGCUCAAACCCUUCAAAGCAUUCUGGGCCAAGUUGUUCAAAGGCCGAUCAGAGCUAACCCAGGGUUAGAGUUUAAUCCGGGUUUUCUUUUUCGUUUGUUCAAAAGCACAUUCUCGGAUAUUUUCUCAACUGUUUUUAGAGCGUCCAAUCAACAAAUUAUAGACAAAAACUAUAAACUGAAUUUGCUUUUUACGUUUUCAUAUUUCCUCGUAAAAACUUAGUCGCGUGGUAAGCGUUCAAAGCUAGUUAUGUAUUGUCUCUGUUGUCGAGUAGUGGUCUCAAAAUUAACUCAUUGCCAGUUGUUUUCUUACGUAUUAUGUCCAUUAAUAAUUUGAAGAUAAUAUCUCCGAUUCUUGUGAUUUUUGCUUUUCCUUUAUUCUUCUAGAAAAGCACAGCACGUGUGGAGUCCGUAGUCACUUGUCCGCCGGGCGAUAAGAGCCCACUCGCACAGUCGGUCUUGCAACUGUUACUUUCUGGAGAUAAUGCUGAUAUGAGCUUCACCUUCGACACAACAGACCUAGUUCAUUGUUCUACUUGCGCAGAAUGUAAACACUUCAGUAAGCAGAACAGCCGAGCGGAGAUUCCCGCGCACCGUGUUAUUGUAGCAACACGUUGUGACUGGUUUAGAAGAGCACUGCUCAGUGGAAUGAAAGAGUCCAUUGAAAGGUGAGGAAUUCCUUGGACGAUUUAGUUUCAACCAAUAAUUAUAUCAAACCUAAGAUGCAUAUGCCUGGUUAUGGGAUGUAACUCUCUGUUGUGCUUACAUUUUACAACAAGGGGUACCUUGCGGCAAGUGCCAACGGGGCGAAUUCGUUUAUCUUUUGUGGAAUGUGCCUAUCCAGAUCUUUGCGAUUUGUUACAUAAUUUUAGAGGUUUACAAUGGAUUCCGCAGUAGAAAAACUUUUAAAAAAACUUUGGCACAUUCUAGGCUUUCACUUCUAUUAAGCAAUAACAAGAUGGCUUGAAGCUUUGUUGGUAAAUUGGAGCAUGUUAGGAUCAUGGACUUGUGUUUUACGGAAAUUCAAAACUAUAAACGUUAGAAAGUAAAAUAUAAUUUAAGCGAGCACUUGGACUGCUGAAAAUAAAAUAAAAAUUAAAUUGCGAGCUUUCGCCUAUCAAUGGAUCAUCAGGGAUUAGAAAAUACUCCGCGUGGUAAUGUGAAAAAAUUGGUGUAAAGCAAAAUAUGUGAAAAGCGAAAGAAAGGGGCGGAAUGUAUCUGAGGUAUAAUAAUAUAAACUUGAAUAAAAUACAAAGAUCUAAUGAGCGAGUGACACGGGACGAAGAGUCUCUCUAAAGGCAUAAUGAUUCUUAAGGAUGGUCUUUAAAUCGGAAUGUCCGCAAAUUCAUAGUUCCUCACGGGAGUUUAGGGAUGUCUCAAUGUAAAUCGAGCAGCCAAAAGAACAUGCUGGUUGACAGAAAGGCAAAAAUAAAUCAAAAAUAAAUUGGUCGAAAGGCAGAAAUAAAUUCUAAAAAACAAAAGGUCCUCAAAUGCGUUGCAUUCUUCACGGGAGGUAAGGACUGGUUCAACGUAAAUCGAACUGCGAAGAACACGCUGGUUCUGAUAAAGGUUUUGAGAAUAUAACCCUAUUCCUUGAUUAGCUACCGCAUAUAAUUCAAUUUACAAAGGAAAAGAGGAUACUGAAAACUCUGGUUCUGAGUCGAGAGGCGAACACGCUACCUCAGUGUAAUAAAUCGAGCUGUGAAGAACAAGCUGGUUCUGACAAAAAUUGGAGCGUAAAACCCUAUUCCUUUAUCAGCUGCUGCUUUAAACGCAAUUUAUAAAGCAAACCAGAGCACUAAUAGCCCUUUAAAACUAGAAACCGUAUUAAAGCUUGCUCACCUGUUAGGUCCUCUUGAACAGACAACGAACAGCCGCACACUGGAUCACCCAAUUGACCACUCCAGAAAAUACCAUAACAUACCAUAAUGCUCUUUGUUUGUCACCCCAACAUUUUGCAUAAGCAUUGUCUUGUUCCUCUUGGGAGUUAAUAUGGCCCCAAGAGAAACUGAAAACACUCAUGCAAAGUUUUGGGGUGACAAACAAAGAGCAUUAUGGUAUGUUAAGGUAUUUUCUGGAGUGGUCAAUCUCGAACCAUGAGUUGUAAAAAGAAGACCAUGACGUCACUGCCCAAAUAUGGGGUCCUACUUACACCCAGAUAUGGUCAAAAAUGUAAAUUUUAGAGAGUUACGCAGAAUUUGAGAGUUUUUGCAGUAAAUGUAUUGGUGUAGCACUGGAACCAAUAGUGGAAUUGCACACGUUUUAGGUAUCCCACUGAUGAACAGUUCCGACUUAUCGAUAUUUCUAGCAACCAUUUGCCGUCUCUCCCCUUCGAAUAUUGAUGAAUAAACAAUAGUUCUUGACAAAACUCAAAGGAAAGGUUCGCAAAAUGUUACGUGCAUUAAGAUCCGAUUCCCAAACACCUCUCUCGAUAGUGAUUUGCUUUGUUUUUCUCUUGUUUGGAAAGCCCUAUGAAACACGCGCACUUGUUUUAAAAAUAUAAUGUCUGCGGCCAACUUCAAUUAGGCUCCGUGCUGGCUUUGAAAGUAGACUUCGGCCUUACGAGUGCAUGUCUUCUUGGGUACUUGGGUUACUGGAUAUCGUCAGGUUACGCAUACAUGCACAAGCAGUGUUUAAAGCUCAUUUUUUUGUUUUCAAAGUCGCCCGUUUUGGCAACCAAACAUUAUAAACGGUGGCUAGGCGUCUCAAAUGAACACAUACUCCGACAGCCAGGGUGGAAGAGGAAAUUAUAGAGAAAAUGAAACGUAAAUAUCUCUUGCAAAUGUUUCAUGAUCUUUCUGUAGCCUAUGGAAAGAUCAUAAUUACGAGCCAAUAAAAACACUACCAUAUAACAGCUUGCCACAUGCAUUUGCUACCGAACGCACGGCUCGCCAAUUGGCGAUUUUCACUACAAGUUUAGUCGCCAUUUUUUUUCUUCUCGCUGUGGCAACCAACUGAACGCUCACAGCUUGGAAUACUAACAAGUUGGCAUGAGAACGAAAGAUGUUCCUUGAAUCGUGUUAGUAAAAAUCCGCUUUCUCCAUUCAAUGCAUUUACUAGUCGUUUGAUUAUGUAACCCGCAGUGUUAAAAUUCUAAAUUUCAGACGUAUAUUAGUCCCUGACACGAGCCCGUGUUUAUUCCACAAGUUUCUUGGAUACCUGUACAGCGGUACGCUUGAUAAGCGCACUCUCAGUACGGACGAUGUCCCUGAAAUGCUAGCACUGAGUGACAAGUAUGAGGUAUGAUGACCAACUGAACUCGUUAUAUAUAGCCUGCGAGCAAGCUCUCCUAUUUGGGCGAGCGAAGAGAGUCUCUCGAGAACGCGCGAGCGAGCGGCGAAGCCGCGAGGAGCAGGGGAAAGGCCUCUCGCUCGCGCGUUCUCGCGAGGCUCGCUUUGCUCGCAGGCUAGUUAUAUAGUGUGAACAUACGUGUCAAUAGUUGAGGUUUAUGAAAGGUUAGGGAAAUCUGUCAUUUCCUUCUAUAAAAUGACCUAAAAGGGCUACAGAAGGAUUUUAUGGCUGUGAAAAAGUCGGGAAAUUUAAUAGUUUUGCGAUUUAUUCAUAUUUAAACUUAAAGAAAGUGCAUUUACAGUGGUUAAAAGGGAUCCAAAGUUCUAAACAAGGUUUGUGAAGGGGGCACCAUUUGGGUACCUUUUCUGUCCAGAAUGGCGUAUAAAAGGGUAUCUGGUUAGACUUCGGAGCGGUGCCUCCCGGUAUAAAAUUUUGUUGGGUACCCCCAUCCCCCCCGGGGCUCGUUAUUCACCAAUCACUAGCAACCACGGUGGUACUCUAGUCCCACUCAGUAUAUCGACACCAAUGAAGACCUGAAAGGUCGAAACCCGAAACAUCGCGAUCAACAACGAAGUGAUUACCUCGAGACAAACGGAUGAAUAACAUCUUUCACGACAACUAUGUGGUAUCCAUCAACAAACGAAUGAAUUAACCACAAAAGGUUUUUAGUUAUCACCAGUAUAGAACGCGGUUGGUUUUUAAAGGUCAGUUUUACAAGACUAAGAAGUUAAGAGAAAUUACAUUCUAAUUCGCUACCCCGCUCAAACGAAUAUAAAACAUUUAUCAUGUAACAAGCAACCUCAACUGGGGUGUGUCAACACGAGCCGUGUGCGACCCUCUUUAUUAUGCUUUCAUCAACAGAAUGGAUGGAAAUAAUACAACAAACAGAAUGAAAACUCAAAAAAUUUCAAAAACAGCACUGAACGCUCGUAUAACAAACUAAACGUCAACUCCCUUUCAUAUAUAGCAGACAAAAACUGGCCCUGGUCACUGGGUAUUUCAUUUUGAGGGCGAGGGACGGUCGCAAAAAUAUCAACUCCCUUUAAGCGUCAGCUCAACCCCCAAAGAAAAGGUUACAGAUGAACCCUUGUUUUCGGGGCUUACAACAAGGACGAAACAGCUGUCCAUGGCUGCCACUGCCCGCGUGAUAUGGCUGUGCGCAUGCGUGAGGUACUGGCCAUACCGCGGAGUUAAUACUGUGUGCUCGCCUUCAGUGCUGAAAUUGGUGUUACUUAUGAUAAGUGACUGUUCAAUUGCCACAACAGUGACACCCUAGCUGUGUGAUUAUAAUUUAGGGAAAGCAGUUUCUUUCUUAAAGAUCUCUUGCUGUUAUUAUUCUGUUACAGGUGGAUUCUUUGAAGGAGAUUUGCGAACAGAUUUUGCUGCGUGAUGUCGAUGAAGACACAGUGCUUCUCUACAUGGGCUUGGCGGAACAGUUUACUGUUCCCCGUUUGAAGGUAUCUAUCGUACUUUCGUUGACAAGCGUUGAAAACCGUUGUUGUUAUUGGCAAAGCGCACGCCGCGUGAGUUUAUUGAAUUAACAUCAGGACAAAAGAAAGUACAAUCAAACAGGGCCUUCUUCAGUAGGUAGAAAAACACCUUUAAGUAAUGAUCCGGGUAAGGAGGAAGGCAAUAUUAUUAUUAUUAUUAUUAUUAUUAUUAUUAUCAUCAAGUCAUCAUUAUUAUUAUUGGGCAUUAAUCUUUCCCCACAGACAAUGUUUUCACUUUUACUCAGAGAAUGCAUAAACCUACAGAAAGGCAGUUAACAAAAUAUUUUUGAAAGGUCGUUCCUUGUGGUUAAAGAUUUCGACCAAUCAUGAGCUGCAAACAAUAGACAAGAAAAGUUUACAGUUUCACAUGUUGUGACAUAGGAAUUCUGUGUUGUUUAGACUCAGACAAGAUUUUGUUAUAAGCGGGGAGUUGGUUGGAAAACUAAGGAUUAAUAUACAUGCUGUUUUGCGACGUUUUCGUAAAUCUUGUUGUUUAGACCAAACAGAAGUAUAGUACAGACAACAGAGCGUUUUCACUUACGUGACCAGUAUCUAUGCAAAUUUAUUGGAACAAAAGAAAGCGUUUGCAUAAGAAAAGAGAUCAACUCCCACGGGUUGGUUUGGGACACCAGCAUGGCCGCCAUUUCAUUGUUUUGGGACACCAAUAUGGCCGCCGUGACGUCAUGUGAAAACUCUCUAUAGGGAGUUUAAGCAGUCGCGUUUUCGAGCGACGCAAGUAAACCGGAAGUGGACUCAGCAAUACAAAUUUGGUUGCGUCAAAGCAUAUUAAUAAAAGAAAUCACUUCGGUUCACAUGCGUUGCUCAAAAACGUUGCUGCACGUUGCAGCUUAAGCUCCCUAUUAGUUAAGUUAGCACCUUUUAUCUGGAUCGUUACUCAAAUUAAACGCUUUAAUUUAAUCCGGAGGUACAUUUACACACUGAGGGUGUGGUUCAUUGUUCCUGUUUCUAUUUUUAGGAAGAAUGUUUACGUUACAUUGCUGCGCAUCUUGAGGUCAUGGAGUCAGACAUGUUCGAAGAGCUUCCGUCCAAUUUAAAGAAAGAAAUCACAGAUAAUGUGAAGCAAAACAUGUAAGUUAGAUCUAAUAAAUAAGUAAAGUCAUAGUAUGUGUCUAAUUCCAGUUGAACUUACCACGAUCGUGGACUUAAGAUUCGACUGACCAAGCAGAGAGAAUUAUUUCGUUAAAAAGAUGACUUAAUGCCAUACUGAUCUAGUACAUGUUUUGAAGUUUCGUAUCAAUACGUAUCUAUUUGUUUCUUUUUCUUCAUAAUACCCUCGAGGGUUAACAAAGAAGUGUUAUAGAAGUAAGAGCUUAGGAAAGAUAUCUCCUUCAGUAGAGAGGGUCGCACUAUUUGUUGUUGCUGGUGAUAUGUAUGGCCAUUUUACUUGUCUUCUUUUGUAGGCCGCAGGCUGACCCAAUUUCAGAAGAGGUACGGCAAGCCUUUGCAGUAAGUAUUCCUCAUUUGACACCGAACCGUUUCUUUGAUUUCUAUUUCUAUUUGAACGACGCGAAUCCAAAUAUUGAAACAUUAUUUGUCGAUUUUGUUCCAAGUUGACGACGUUAGAAGACUUGGGGGAUCUGUUAGAUGAUGAUGAUGACGAGGAUGAUGAUGACUAUGAUAGUACUGGUGACGAUGAUGAUGACGUCAUGCCGCGUGGGAACAGCCAGGUCGAACGGUGUAUUGAAACUCUAAGGGGUGUCUUGGGAGACGCUGUACCGAGAAGGGAACUCUUGCGCGUGACUCUUGCUGCGGACUGUGAUCCUAACAGAGCGCUUAAUUUCUAUUUUGCGUGACACCCAUGAACCGAUAUGGUGUUACACCUCCUUCGCUUUUUACACACGGCGUCUGAUAAACUUUAACUUCAAAAUACACGUUAACUUCGAUUUUUGUGAUAGUAUUGCAGAGAGGAGGGAGGUUGGGGAGGUGGUCGACUAACGGGGCUGAGGUAACAAACUUUCUCUGAUUCAUACUCAGCCUGCAUAUCUGGCGGUUUUGUUUGGAAGGGACAAUGGGGUUGAGAGGUGCGAACGAGCGACGAGGCCGUGAGGAGAAUGGAGCGCUUUCUCGGCUUCGCCGCUUAUUUUUGCGCAAACCAGACAAAACCGCCAGCUCUGCGCACGUUGUACUAUCUUUUUUUGCCUCUCAAACGUUUCGAAUCACUUGUUCCGAGCGAGUCUCUCGGUCGUUCGUCUCGAAUACGUCACCGAAAUGCAUUGUACCGAGAAGACGCCGUCUUUUGGAAGUACUUUCUACGUCGAAAGCGAUACGCCUCUUUCCAAAAUGGCGUCAAAUUUUGCCUUGUUUUGUCUUUAUGAUAAUUGGCCCUCGAUGCCUAGUUUAAGGUAAAAUUUCUUUUCAAGGUACGUUUUCACUCACGUGGCCAGCAUCUGUGCAAAUUUAUGGAAACAAAGAAAGCUCUUACGUAAGAGUUCAACUCCACAGGAUUGGUUUGGGACACAACACGCUCUAUUUUGCAAGUGCAAUCGAAGCAAAGAAGGCUAUUUAGCGUAAAUUUAAAAGACGAAAAUGUUACAUCUGGAUUAAGGUUUCUUAGCCUCAUUCGUGUGGUAUUGCGAAUGUGUCACCCAUGGAAAGUUAGCUUUCGGGGAUGUGAGCGAGUUAUAGAUCAUCCCGCCGGGAGGAACAAAAGUCGUUUUGGCAACUUUUAAGUUUUUUUUAAGACUGAAUACUGAUAUAAACCUUUUUCAAAGAUACUGUAUUUUAAAAAACGAAAUUACAGCGUAUCCAGUGGUGUAAAGAGCGCAAAAAAAUAAUCUAUUGGUGAGACGUUCGAGUUCUUUCCUCACAAGCGAGAGGAAGCAGUUAGAUAAAUGGAAUUAUCUAUCACAGGACAUUAAUUUCAGGACUCACGGCAUGAGCUGUAGUUAUUUGAAGGAUUAUUUUGACAUCCAUCGUAUGUUGCCUCGCUGUUGGCGUCUGUUACUUCGCAGUUAAGUUUAAAAAUUAAAAAUAAUUCUUCG